AAACAAAAUUACGAUUCUGUGCAGUUGCCGACUCCUUCCUUGAUCGGUCACCAUUAUCAUCAUCAUCUGCUGUAAAAAGUUUUAUCGAUUUUCUAUUUGUAUAGGGAAAAUUAUUUCAGAAACGAAACCCCUUUGGCUGGAUCGGUCGACUCUAAGAACCAUGUUCAAUUUCUGGGGAUCAAAAGAACAACAACAAGGGCAGUCUCAUCUUUCUUCAGAAACAUCUCCACAACCAUGGUAUUCACCGUCUUUGGUCACCGGGCCUAGCUCAUCCCGGCUUCAAACAUCAGGGCAGAUUCCAUCACAUGUUUCACCAGGUGAAACCGCCGGCAUUGUUGCAAUUUUAAAAGACAAAAGUGUGGAUGAGCUCAAGAACCUUCUUUCUGACAAGAAUGCAUAUCAACAGUUUCUGUACUCUCUUGACCAGGUCGCUAUUCAAAACAAUAUCAGAGAAGAGCUUCGCAAAGAAACGCUACAUCUAGCUAGAGAAAAUUUGGAGAAGGAACCAGAGAUAGUGGAGCUCAGAAACCAAUGCAGAAUAAUUCGUACAUCGGAGCUUGCAACUGCGCAAGAGAAGCUUAAUGAGCUUGAGAAUCAAAGAGAAGAGAUCCUUAAAUUCUACUCUCCAGGUUCUCUUCUUCAUAGGCUUCAAGAUGCUAUGAACAAGGUCGAUGAAGAAUCCGAGGAGCUGCAACAUAAGUUUAUGGAGAAGGAUAUUGACACAGCCGUAUUUGUGCAGAAAUACAAGAAGUUAAGAAGCAAGUAUCAUCAACGGGCUUUGACUCAUCUCGCUGCUAAAACUUCAUCAUCUUUCGGUUGAAACAAAAUAAUAUAAUUAAUGUUUUGGUGUUUUAUGUGUAACAGUGUAAGUAAACAGAAAUGGUUCAAAGUAUAAUAUCUAUAUACGAGAUCGAUGUAUCACCGGAUAAUUUUAAGCAUCAUGUAAUGCUUUCUAAUCUUCUUCUUCUUCUUCUUUA
Molecule: messenger RNA, 977 nt
Organism: Camelina sativa (false flax)
Lineage: Eukaryota; Viridiplantae; Streptophyta; Magnoliopsida; Brassicales; Brassicaceae
Product: vacuolar protein-sorting-associated protein 37 homolog 2
Biological process (GO): protein targeting to vacuole; protein targeting to membrane; ubiquitin-dependent protein catabolic process via the multivesicular body sorting pathway
Cellular component (GO): ESCRT I complex
Source: RefSeq, a predicted model, not a curated record